AGUGUGGCCCUGGUUACGCCUCCUCUGGCUCAGUCACACAGCCGCCUGGUAGGUGACUGGAGGUGUUCCCUGAUGUGGCCCCAACCCUACCUCCCUCCCCACCCCAUGAUGUUAGAAGAAACUCGACAGAAAAAAUUGGCAGCAGCCAAGAAAAAGCUAAAAGAAUAUCAGCAGAGGAACAGCCCUGCUGUUCCAGCAGGAGCGAAGACAAAAAAGAAAAAAACUGGCAGUAGCCCUGAGACAACCACUUCUAGUGGUUGCCACUCACCUGGGGAUAGCCAGUACCAAGAACUAGCAGUAGCCCUGCAGUCAAGCUCCAUGACAAUCAAUCAACUCAAUGAAAACAUAGAAUCAUUGAAACAGCAGAAGAAAGAAGUGGAACAUCAGCUGGAAGAAGCAAAGAAAGCAAACAAUGAAAUACACAAAGCACAAAUGGAGCAGUUAGAGGCAAUCAACAUCCUCACGUUGGAAAAGGAAGACUUGAAGACCGCCCCUUACCAUACUAAACGUGCUGCCCGACACUUCGAAGAAGAGUCCAAGGAUCUGGCUGGCCGCCUGCAAUACUCCUUACAGCGUAUUCAAGAAUUAGAGCGGGCUCUCUGUGCUGUGUCUACAUAGCAGCAGGAAGAGGACAGGUCCUCGAGCUGCAGUGAAGCGAUCCUCCAGCGGCGGUUACAGCAGACCCUAAAGGAGCGGGCGCUGCUGAACGCCCAAGUAACACAGAUGACAGAGUCACUUAAACAAGUCCAUCUACAAAGAGAGGAGUAUGCUCAUUGUAUAAAAGCAGAGAGGGCCAGGUGGCAGGAGAGGAUGAGGAAAAUGUCAGUGGAGACUCUCCUAUUGAAGGAGGAGAAGAAGCGUGACAUACAUCGGAUACAGGAGCUGGAGAGGAGCUUGUCGGAAUUCCAAAACUGGAUGGCUGAGCCCCCAUCCCUGGCGCCCCCAGCAGUGACCUCUGUGGUGGAGCAGCUACAGGAUGAGGCCAAACACCUGAGGAAGGAGGUGGAGGGUCUGGAGGGAAAGCUCCAAUCCCAGGUGGAAAACAAUCAGGCCUUGAGUCUCCUGAGCAAGGAACAAAAGCAGAGGCUCCGAGAGCAGGAGGAGCAGAGGGCGCGGGAGCAGGAGAGACUGUGUCAACAAAAGGAAAUGCUACGGGAGCAGGGCGAGAGGCUGCGAAAGCAGGAGCAGAGGCUGCGAAAGGAGGAGGAGAGGCUGCGAAAGGAGGAGGGGAGGCUGCGAAAGGAGGAGGGGAGGCUGUGAAAGGAGGAGGAGAGACUCGCGCUCUCCCAGAACCGCAAGCUCGACAAGCAGCUGGCCGAGCCACAGCGCGGCUUCGAGGAUCUGAACAACAAGAACAAGAGCGCAGUGCAUUCAGAGCAGGGAGUAAAGGAGCUGCAGGAGAAGCUAGACAAGGAGCACCUAGAAGCUGCCAGCCAGUGGAACCAACAGCUGGAGACCCAGUUGAGCCUCAAGGCUCUCCCUGGAGAAGGAGAGUCCUUCACCGUAUAUGAAAGCCAGGGGGCAGUGCCAAACACGCGGCACCAGGAGAUGGAGGAUGUCAUCAGGCUGGCCCGGAACAAGGAGGAGAUCAAGGUGAAGCUGCUGGAGCUGCAAGAGCUGGUGUUGCCCCUUGUGGGCAACCACAAAGGUCAUGGCAAAUUCCUCACCGCUGCCCAGAACCCUGCUGAUGAGCCCGCUCCAGGGGCCCCAGCCCCCCAGGAACUUGGGGCUACCGGUGAGCAGGAUGAUUUUUAUGAGGUGAGCCUGGACAACAGCAUGGAGGCUGCACCAGGAGCGGCCAGGGAGGGUUCUCCCUAUGACAACCCCACUGCACAGCAGAUCGUGCAGCUGCUUCCUGUAAUGCAGGACACCCAGGAGCACCCAGGCUUGCCUAGCAAACCCUGCAUGCCAUUCUUUUACCGGGCAGCCAAGAACAGGGAGAUAAAUAUCAUCAACAUCUAAGAGCUGGUCAAGAAAUUUAAAACAACAAAAAGUGAUGGGGUUAAUCUCCUACACAAUUCUUUUACUCCAUUUGAAUGUUAGAGCCACUCACAUUUAUUUGUGUUUCUAAUUUACCAUUUACAUUUAUUUGUAAAAAGUUAAGGGAGACUUGGUCUUUCCCUGAUGUUCACUCUGGCAUCCUUUAGAAUUUUUGUUUUUAAUUUGAUAAUUGUAGGUCAUUAGCACGCAUAUCGAGUUUGCCUUUAGGUGGUGAGAAUUCAAACACAUGAAGACCCACUAUUUGCACAAAACUAUUCUUACUGGUUUGGAACAGGCUGCCAUGCUUUUUUAAUGUUAUUGCAGCAUGUAUGUUCAUUACAGAAUUCAGAUAAAAUUUGCUUCUAUUCUGCUAUUAUGUUUGAUUGGAUCCUAACCACAGUGAGCUCUUCAUUAGCUCAAUAUGUGGUUUGCCCUCAAGUGCGCGUCGUUUAUUACUUUGUAAUAUGCCACUGUGAGUACUGACCUUUAGAGUUGUUUAAAGGCUGAGAACUGGAAACAGCCUUUCUCCUAUUUUCUGUGUAUUGGGGAUGGGAAUAAUAACAUUUUGGGGAGCUUUUUAAGUCUCACGGAACAGGAAAGUGGCCUGCUCUGGCAGGUGUGUGCAGGAUAGAGUGUUUCAUUUGUUCUGGUGCCAAGAAUGAGUGCUGUACUAUGGUAGUUCCCUUAGGAUUUGUAUGUGCUCUGGGCUCUUGAAGAUAUUGCAUCAUGAGCUGCAGCAGUUGUACCCUUUCUUGAUGACCUAAAAAGGGAUUAUUUCUGAGGAAUGAAAGGCUCCCAUCAUUGACUGUGGAUGUGGAAAACCUUUUCUAGCUUAGAGCAUUUAUAUCUACAAUACAUUUUAAAGUCAGAGUUCAUGUUACCUGUUUUAGUCACAUGAAUAGAUGUCCCAGUCCACAAAA
This is a messenger RNA of Symphalangus syndactylus (siamang), 2900 nucleotides long. Its product is annotated as golgin subfamily A member 6A-like. Gene Ontology annotation, biological process: Golgi organization. NCBI's taxonomy places the organism in Eukaryota, Metazoa, Chordata, Mammalia, Primates, Hylobatidae. Gene Ontology annotation, cellular component: cis-Golgi network; Golgi cis cisterna; Golgi apparatus. The record is from RefSeq and is a predicted model, not a curated record. Gene Ontology annotation, molecular function: protein binding.